AUGCAGAAAAAGCUAGCAACAAGGGUCUACACGUGGGGGGCAGGGGAUGCAGGCCAGCUGGGAGUUGAAACUGAAAAUGCAUCCGCACCUGCUCCAAUUGAACUCCCUUUUUUCUCCGAUAAAAAUAUCACUUCCAUCGUAUGCGGGGGAAUGCACUCUCUCGCUCUCUCUGAAGAUGGCACCCUUUUUUCGUGGGGCUGCAACGACGAGGGAGUUCUCGGGCGGGAGGGAAACGAGGAAGAACCUGAAAAGGUCAAUUUCCCAGAAAAAAUAAAAAUAAAAAAAGUCGUUGCUGGAGACUCGAUCUCAGCAGCUGUCGAUCAAAACGGCAGUCUCUGGACGUGGGGACUCUUCAGAGGACCCGGAGGAGUCAUAGGACACGCGAAAAGAAGAAACGAGACUGUAAAGAUGCAGAGAACACCUGAAAUCGUCCCACGCAUAAAAGUACGCACUCUAGCAGCAGGAUGCAACCAUCUCGCAGUCGUAGACACACGCGGAAGACUCUUCACGUGGGGAGACGGAGCAACAGGAGCCCUUGGAAGGUACAUCUCGAAGAGAAAGGGCGUGGAGGAAGGCCUUAUCCCAAGAGUUGCACUCACAGGAGUCUCAGACGUAGUCGCAGGAGCAUACCAUACGAUGGCAGUGAAGGAGGAAGAAAGCACAAGAAUAAAGCGCAGAAAAGUCUCCACAGACGGAGAAAGAGAAGAGACUUGCCUAAUAACAUUCUCGGGCGUAAAUAACUUCGGACAAGCACCAGGAGCAUCCCCCACAGGAAAGUGGGCACCCUGGAGAGAGGAUAAGAACCUGAAAACAUUCAGGAAGGGCAUGGGAGGAGAACAUAGUACACACGUUCUAGAUACACGCGGAAGACUCUGGGCCGUGGGAAGAAAUACUUUCGGACAGCUCGGAGUUGGAGACGAUAAAAAUAGGCAGGAGUUCACAAAGUGCAGGAUCGAAAACGUCGCAGACUUUGCAAUUACAGCAGCACACGCUCUUGCUAUCGCAGACGGAAAACUCUUCUCCUGGGGAUUCGGAGAGGAGGAACAGCUCGGAUACGAGGCACAGAAGCAGAUGGACCCGAGAGAAGUCGCUCUGCCGAGUGGGGAAGUGCCAAUUUCUGUUGGCGCUGGGGGACAGCACUCGGCAGUAGUCACCGCAUGCCACGAGAAGUGA
Messenger RNA from Nematocida major, 1173 nucleotides. RefSeq names its product regulator of chromosome condensation. The record is from RefSeq and is a predicted model, not a curated record. The transcript has a single exon. Bases 1 to 1173 code for a protein of 390 amino acids. Gene Ontology annotation, cellular component: cytoplasm. Lineage: Eukaryota; Fungi; Microsporidia. Gene Ontology annotation, molecular function: guanyl-nucleotide exchange factor activity.